CGAAACAACACUGACGGACUGGAAGAGAAAACCAGGAACUGACUUUCUGCUGUGAGCGAUGGAGGAAAAGGCUGCUAGUGAUAACCCUCAAAAAACAUUUACGUGCCAGUUGUGCAGUUUAACUAGCCCCUUUACUUACUACGGACAGAAACCGCCUAACACCAGAGCUAUCGUGCUGCUUGAGGAGUGUUUUAUCACCAAGGACCCCUUCAGUCCGGACAGGGAGAAGUUUCUAGUUUUGGGGUCCAUUUGCAGCCUUUGUGGCACUUGUGUCUGUGUUGGAUCGGACUGCAGCCUUUUCUACACCAAGAGGUUCUGCGUGCCAUGUGUGAACAAGCACUUGGACCAGUUUCCCCAUCAAAUUCAGGUCGAGCUGGCUAAGAAGAAGCAGAGUGCAAAGGCUGCAGUGUCAUGAGAUCGGGAAAGGAGUCCACAACACGUGUGUGUAAAGAUGACCACGCUGGACCAACCAGGAAAACAGUGGUUUACACUGUGAAUCAGACUGAUCGACUUUCCUGCUGGAUGUUAUUUAUUUAUCUUAAAAGAGAUCGAUAAGGGUGACAUCUUAUUAGGUUGAUGGGCCUUCCCAGCCAGUUGCUUGUGGAGGCCAGUUUGGCAACUAUUCUGGGAAAGAAUGUGAACUAUAUGCACUGUGCGAUUCCACAAACAAGUAUAGCUACCAUGUAACUGUUUUAGUGGCAGAAUGUGGCACAGUUGCAUCAUCCCCUAUUAGUUACAUUUAGCUGUUGCGUUAAGCAUUUACUCCCAUUUUAUUUUAUUUUAUUUUUUUACUUGAAGCAUACACAGCAUUGAAUCCGCAUCUCUGCUUCCAUCUGCAUAAACUUGAGCAGUGUCUGUGAAGCACCAUUAAAAUAAAAACAUCGCCUUUUGCAUCGGCUGUCUGACUUUUUCACUUAUUAUUCCAGUUUACCUGUCCUGAGUCCAACGUUCACUUCAAGGAUUGUUCCCUACAGCACCACGCACCGUUUACAGCAGCAUAAACACAUUAUGGAUUAAACAGCGAUAACAUCGAUAUAACG
Pundamilia nyererei is the source of this 1040-nucleotide messenger RNA. It is a transcript of the gene cdpf1, whose product is annotated as cysteine rich DPF motif domain containing 1. The record is from RefSeq and is a predicted model, not a curated record. The coding region runs from base 59 to 415 and encodes 118 amino acids. NCBI's taxonomy places the organism in Eukaryota, Metazoa, Chordata, Actinopteri, Cichliformes, Cichlidae. The transcript has 3 exons.